Plectropomus leopardus (leopard coralgrouper) is the source of this 10998-nucleotide messenger RNA. It is a transcript of the gene ep300a, whose product is annotated as EP300 lysine acetyltransferase a. Gene Ontology annotation, cellular component: histone acetyltransferase complex; nucleus; transcription regulator complex. The record is from RefSeq and is a predicted model, not a curated record. Gene Ontology annotation, molecular function: zinc ion binding; histone acetyltransferase activity; transcription coactivator activity. Lineage: Eukaryota; Metazoa; Chordata; Actinopteri; Perciformes; Serranidae. Gene Ontology annotation, biological process: positive regulation of transcription by RNA polymerase II.
GUAAGUUUAGAGGGAAGCCGCUGCGUGUGCCUCCCUCUUUACUUUCACCGACCCCCUCCUCCUCCGCUGGCAGAAAUUUAUAAAGAACAAAAAAUCCGACGAGGGAGGGAGGGGGGUUGAUAUACGCCGAGGCUGAAAUCGAGAGGCGAACCCAGGGAAAGAGGAGUAAUUUGUACACGGGACUUUCCCCCUCUUAGUCCCCCCAAAGGAGGGGGAAAAGUCGCAGUAUUGGAAACGAAAAGGAAUGAGCUUCUAAGGGCGUGAAAACGUCUGCAAUUGUGGAUACUUUAUAUAUUUUUAUUUCGAAAAAAUAUGGCCGAGAACGUUCUGGACUCUGGCCCGCCUUCAGCCAAGAGGCCUAAACUCUCCUCUCCGGCACUUUCCGCCUCCGCCAGCGAUGGAAACGAUUUUGGCUCACUGUUUGACUUGGAGCAUGAUCUCCCAGACGAGCUCAUCAGCUCUAAUGAACCAGGCCUGGUCAAUGGUGGGGAUCUCAGCCAGUUGCACACCACUCUGGGAGGAGGACCUGCAGGGCUGGUUCCUGGCGGAGGCAGUGGAGGGGCAGGAGGGAUGGGACUUGGACUUGGCCCUGGUGGAGGACAGGAUGCGGUGGCCAAGCACAAGCAGCUGUCCGAGCUUUUGCGUUCAGGUGCACCCACCUCGACCCAACAAGGACACCAAGGAGCCAUGGGCAGCCCAGGAGGCCCCACUGCCAUGGGGCAACACUUAGCAAACAUGAAGGCAUCCCCUGGCCAGGGGCCUCCGCAGAUGAUGGGCCAGGGGCAGCAGCAGCACCUCUCCCCUCAGCAGCAAGCCAACAUGAUGCAGCAGCAACAGAACGCUGCAGCUGGAAUGAUGGGUGGCAUGAACAGGGCCAUGAUGGGAGCACAGCAGAAAGGCAAUAAUGGACAACAGCAGCCAGGCAUGAUUGGAAGCCAGGUGAUGAAUGGCUCCCCCAGGAUGGGCUUUGGGAAUCAGGGCAUGGGUGGCAACAGCAACCUGUUGGCUGAGACCCUACAGCAGCAGGGAGCUGCAGGCCAGGCUGGAAUGAGAGGCCAGCAGCCUGGAGCCAUGAACAAGAUGGGGAUGAUGGGGAACCCAGGGGGCCCUUUUGGAGGUCCCUAUGCAGGGCAGGGGAAUCAAGGUCUGGGAGGCGCAGGGCUGGGCCCUCAGCUCCAGAACAAAGGUCCCAUGGCCAACAGCCUGGCCCAGUUCAAUGUGGACAAGAAAAACCAGCCCAUGCAAGGAAUGGCCGCCAUGGGCUCCCAGCAGUCACAAACAGGUGUGGGUGGUCCCUCUGGUGCACCUGUGGGAGGAGCCCCAGGGAUGGUACCCAAUGCUCAGGCAGGUCUGGUGGGUCCCGGUGCCCAGGUUUCUGCAGCAUCUGCUGCUGCUGGAGCGCCACCCACAGCCGACCCCGAGAAGCGCAAGCUGAUCCAGCAGCAACUGGUGCUCCUGCUUCAUGCACACAAGUGCCAGCGGCGGGAGCAGGCCAAUGGUGAGGUUCGGCAGUGCAACCUGCCCCACUGCCGCACCAUGAAGAACGUCCUCAACCACAUGACUCACUGCCAGGCUGGCAAGUCCUGUCAGGUUGCUCACUGUGCAUCAUCGAGGCAGAUCAUCUCCCAUUGGAAGAACUGUACGCGACAUGACUGUCCUGUCUGCCUGCCGCUGAAGAAUGCCGGGGACAAGAGGAACCCGCAGUGUGAGUCUCUUCUUGGUGCAGCUGCUGCAGGUCUGGGCAGUUCUCUUGGGGCAGUACCUGGUGGUCAACCAAGUGCACCUAACCUCAACCCGCCGAGUCAGAUUGACCCCAGCUCGAUAGAAAGAGCCUACGCAGCCCUAGGCCUUACCUACCAGGGCAACCAGAUCCAGGCUCCGACCGCCCAGCCCAAUAUGCAGGCUGGCAUGAGGCCUUUGAACCCAAUGGGUGCAAAUCCUAUGGGAGUCAACGGAGGUGUGGGAGCUUCUCCUCAGAGCCAACAAUCCAGCCUGCUGCAGGACACUAUGAUGCACCUCAAUGUGAACAGCCAAGGUCUGAUGAAUGAUGCCAGUGGGGUCGGCUCCAUGCCCACAGCAGGCCCUCCCUCUGCCUCAGGCAUGAGGAAAAGCUGGCAUGAGGACAUCACACAGGACCUACGAAACCACUUGGUACACAAACUAGUCCAGGCCAUCUUCCCAACUCCAGAUCCUGCCGCUCUCAAGGACCGCCGAAUGGAGAACCUGGUGGCCUACGCCAGAAAGGUUGAGGGAGACAUGUAUGAGUCAGCCAACAGUAGAGCUGAGUACUAUCACCUGCUAGCAGAGAAGAUCUAUAAGAUCCAGAAGGAGCUGGAGGAGAAGAGGAGGACCAGGCUCCAGAAACAGGGUCUGGGCCUUGGGCCUGCCGGCAUGGGACAGCCCCCUACUGGACUACCACCAAACGGUCCUCUCCCUGACCCAUCAAUGGUGCGACCAGCCGGACCAAAUCAGAUGGUCAACAGAAUGCAAGGCCCAGGUAUCAAUCAGUUCAAUCAGAUGGGGAUGCAGUCCAUGGGCCAGAGGUCUACGCCUCCUCUUCCCAUAGGAGCAUCUGGCAACCAGUUGGGGAUGGUUGGACCUAGGAUGGGGCAGCCUAAUGUCAACCAGCUGCAGAACCAGUAUCUGUCCCAGGGGCAGUUUCCUGGCUCAGGACCAGGAGUUGGAGCAGCUCAGCCUGGGAUGGCCCAACAGGGAGCACAGGCAGGCAUGGCACAGACGCAGAUGGGCACUCCCCCCUCUCUUCCAGUUGCGAGUCCUCUAGCACAGCCAGGUUCAGCCGGUGGUCCCACUGGCGUCUCCACAGUGGGGCCCAUUGGUCCUCAAAGUGUGGGCGGCGGAGGUCCCAACUCAGCUGUUGGAGCCCCCGCUCCCUCAAUGACUCCAACAAACACAAACCAGCAACCCAACUCCAUCCCCCAUUUGGCAGCCAUGCGCGGCUCGCCCUCACCCGCUCACAGCCGAUCCCCCGCUCACAGCCGAUCGCCGACUCCUCACCAAACGCCCCCCAGACUAGCCGGAUCCCAGACCCCACAGCCACACACCCCUAAUGCGCCACAGCUGGGUCCACCUUCAGCUCCACAGCAGAACCAGCUUGGUCAGGGCCCCGGCUCCAACAAGCCCCUCCAGCAGCAGCACAUGGGGCCGGCUGGUUCGACCACUCCAUCUCACCCUGGAUUGGCCUCCAGCUCGACGCCGCAUGGUGCUCAGCUGCCACGCACUCCGUUGUCCCAAAAAGGUUCAUUUGCUGCGGAUAGUCAAGCCCUGACUCCAGCCUCUGUCAGCAGCCUGGACACUUCCUCCCAGCAGCCACAGUCGAACGCCUCCGCCACCAACCUCGACCCCAAGAUGGAGGUCAAGCAGCAGGAUGAGGAGGAGGAGAGCGACACCGGCAGCUGCUCCAAAGGAGGGAAGCUCAGCAACCUCAAAACGGAAGAGAAGCCUGUGAAAUUAGAGCUGAAAAAGGAGGAGUGUUCCGGAGAGGGAGGUAAAGGUGUUCCAAUGGACACAUCUGCGUCAACGCCGACGGGGGGCGUCAAGACGGAAGACAGAAAGCCGGAGGUAAAGAAGGAGGUGAAAGAGGAAGAGGAGACGUCGGAGGCAGCUACACCACAGGCCCCAGUGAAAAAGAAGAUCUUCAAGCCGGAGGAGCUUCGUCAGGCUCUGAUGCCCACACUCGAAUCUCUCUACAGACAAGAUCCAGAGUCUCUGCCCUUCAGAAUGCCUGUAGACCCACAACUGCUGUGCAUACCUGACUACUUUGAUAUUGUGAAGAGCCCAAUGGACUUGUCUACCAUCAAGCGGAAGCUAGAUACAGGUCAGUAUCAGGAUCCCUGGCAGUACGUGGACGACAUCUGGCUGAUGUUCAACAACGCCUGGCUGUACAACCGCAAAACAUCCAGAGUCUACAAGUACUGCUCCAAGCUGGCCGAGGUUUUUGAGCAGGAGAUCGAUCCCGUCAUGCAGAGCCUUGGCUACUGCUGUGGGAGGAAGCUGGAGUUCUCUCCUCAGACACUGUGCUGCUACGGGAAGCAGCUGUGCACUAUUCCCAGAGAUGCUGCUUACUUCAGCUACCAGAACAGUUCACCAAAAUUUGGGCUUAUUGCUGACAGGUACCACUUCUGUGAGAAGUGCUUCAACGAGAUCCAGGGUGAGACGGUGUCCCUGGGUGACGACCCCACCCAGCCACAGACAUCGAUUAACAAGGAACAGUUUGAAAAGAAGAAGAAUGACACACUGGACCCUGAAUUGCUUGUUGAAUGUAUGGACUGCGGGCGCAGGAUGCAUCAGAUUUGUGUCUUGCACCAUGAAACAAUCUGGCCAUCAGGUUUUGUUUGUGACGGCUGCUUAAAGAAGACAAACAAAACCAGGAAAGAGAACAAGUAUUCUGCCAAAAGGUUGCCCCAGACGAAGUUGGGCAGUUACCUCGAGGUACGGGUGAAUGACUUCCUCAAGCGGCAGAACCACCCAGAGGCUGGAGAAGUCUUCAUUCGCGUCGUCCACGUCUCUGACAAGGUGGUGGAGGUUAAACCGGGCAUGAAAUCCAGGUUUGUGGACAGCGGAGAGAUGUCAGAGUCUUUCCCCUACAGGACAAAAGCCCUGUUUGCGUUUGAGGACAUUGACGGAGCAGAUGUCUGCUUCUUUGGUAUGCAUGUUCAAGAGUACGGCUCAGACUGCCCACAGCCCAACCAGAGGCGAGUUUACAUCUCCUACCUGGACAGUGUGCACUUUUUCCGGCCUCGCUGUCUAAGAACUGCAGUCUACCACGAAAUCCUCAUCGGCUACUUGGAAUAUGUGAAGAAGUUGGGCUACACCACCGGGCACAUCUGGGCCUGCCCGCCUAGUGAAGGGGACGACUACAUCUUCCACUGUCACCCGGCAGAUCAGAAGAUCCCGAAGCCCAAACGCCUCCAGGAGUGGUACAAGAAGAUGUUAGACAAAGCUGUGGCAGAGCGGAUAGUGCAUGAUUACAAGGAUAUCUUCAAGCAGGCGACCGAGGAUCGUUUGACGAGCGCUAAGGAGUUGCCGUACUUUGAGGGUGACUUCUGGCCCAACGUGCUGGAGGAGAGCAUCAAGGAGCUGGAGCAGGAGGAGGAGGAGAGGAAACGGGAGGAGAAUAGCACUUCUAACGAAAGUAUUGAUGACACAAAAGGUGACAGUAAAAACGCAAAGAAGAAGAACAACAAGAAGACGAGUAAGAACAAGAGCAGCCUGAGCCGAGCCAAUAAGAAGAAGCCGGGGAUGCCCAACGUCUCCAACGACCUUUCACAGAAACUCUACGCCACUAUGGAAAAACACAAAGAGGUGUUCUUUGUGAUCCGGCUGAUUGCAGCACCCAUGGCAAAUGCCUUGCCCCCCAUCGCGGACUCGGAUCCCCUGAUGGCGUGCGACCUCAUGGAUGGCCGCGAUGCCUUUCUGACACUGGCCCGGGACAAACACCUGGAGUUCAGCUCGCUGAGGAGGUCCAUGUGGAGCUCGAUGUGCAUGUUGGUGGAGCUGCAUAACCAAAGCCAGGAUCGCUUUGUCUACACAUGUAACGAGUGCAAGCACCACGUGGAGACUCGUUUCCACUGCACCGUCUGUGAGGAUUACGACCUCUGCAUCACAUGCUACAACACUAAGGGCCAUGUCCACAAGAUGGAGAAGUUAGGCCUUGGCUUGGAUGACGAGAGCAGCAACCAGGCUGCCGCAACCACUCAGAGCCCGGGAGACUCUCGCCGCCUCAGCAUUCAGCGCUGCAUCCAGUCCCUCGUCCACGCCUGCCAGUGCAGAAACGCAAACUGCUCUCUGCCGUCCUGUCAGAAGAUGAAACGUGUCGUCCAGCACACGAAAAGUUGCAAGAGAAAAACCAACGGUGGCUGCCCCAUCUGCAAGCAGCUUAUUGCGUUGUGCUGCUACCAUGCUAAGCACUGUCAGGAGAACAAGUGUCCUGUCCCGUUCUGCCUAAACAUCAAGCACAAGCUCCGGCAGCAGCAGCUGCAGCACCGGCUCCAGCAGGCUCAGAUGCUCAGGAGGAGAAUGGCGAGCAUGCAGAGAGUGGGCCAGCCACCUCCCGGAGGAGCCCCGGGGGGUAACGGUCUGCCUUCUCCAGGAGCCAACAACGGAGCCACAGGUCCUGGUACCCCGACAUCUGUGGGCACGCAGCCACCGACCCCACAGACCCCCACCCAGGGAAACAUGCCUGCGCUGCCUCCGCAGCAAGGAGUUGGGAUGGGGGGGAUGGGGGGAAUGGGAACGCCAGGCCAGCAACAGCAGGUUCAGCAGCAAGGUGGUGCCAUGCCCCCUCAGCACCACCUCCAUCAGUUCCAGCCGGUGGGUGGAGGAGGUGCAGGGGGGAUGAUGAACUCUCCUCAGCAGCAGAUGGUACCACAGCUCCAGCAGCAGCCGCCUAAUGUCCAGCAGCAGCAGCAUCCUGGAGGUCUGCCUCCGUACAACCCCAGACCACCAGGGGCUUCUCCUCUCCACCAGUCCCUGGGAAAACCUGGACUGGGUCCAGCCACCCCACCCCAGCAGCAGCAACAACCCAACCAGGGCCAGGGGUCAUUGCCAGGCCAGCAGCAGGGUCCCCCUCUGGCUGCUGUAGAGACAGCCCUAAAAAUCCAGCGCCUCGCAGAGACCCAGAGACAGAUGGCUCAGGCCCAGGCUCAAGCCCAGAUUCGUGGCCUGGGACAGGGGGGCAUGAUACCCUCGCACCCUCACCACCAGAACACCCAGGCCCCAAUGGGCAUGCCCCACAUUGGGCCCCAGGGUUUGCCCCCCCAGGCUCAGGGAGUUGUUGGCAGGACUAUGUUAGACCCGCAGCAGCAGGGGAUGCUGGCGGGGAUGCAGCAGAGCGGCCCUCAGUCACAGCUGCCGCCUCAGGUUCAGCAGCAGCUGCAGCAGGUCCAGCAGGCAGGCGGAGGGCAACUACAGCCACCAAACCAGCAGUGGGGACCUGGCGGACCCACCAUGAACCCACAACAAAGGCCGAGCAUGAUGGGUCACAUGGCGCCACAGCAGCAACCAGCGGUUGCCCAGCAGCAGCCAAUGAAUCAGCAACAGCAGCAACCAGGAAACCGCGGGCUGAUGCAGGUAAUGGGUGCACCAGGAGCCCCCAGUUCUAUAGCAGCUGCAGCUGCAUCAGGAAACCUCCCCCAGGCAGCACUGCAAGACCUCUUGAGAACUCUGCGCUCUCCGAGCUCGCCCCUCCAACAGCAGCAGGUCCUCAACAUCCUCCGCUCCAACCCGACCCUCAUGGCUGCUUUCAUCAGGCAGAGAGCAGCAAGGUAUCAAGGCGGUCAGGGUGGCCCCGGAGGACCGGGAGGGCCUCAACAAGCGGGUCCCGGAGGUGUGCGGUUCCAAGGGGCUGGUGGAGUGCUGCCUGGUGUGGGAGGGCCCGGGGCGAACCAGCUGCCUAACAUGGACGGACAGCAGCAGGGUAAUGUGAACCAGGCGGGUCAGCCGGGGAUGAACAUGGCUCAGGGUGGAGCAGGUGGAGGGAACAUGCCCACCAUCGCUCAGCUGCAGCAGUUACAGCAGCAGCAACAGCAGCAACGUCCGAUGUUGCCUGGUAAUCUACAGCAACAGCAAAUGGCUGCAUUACAGCAGCAGCAACAACAACAGGGAGCAAUGCAAGCUGGGCAACAAGGCAACAUCAGCAACAUGACGCCGCAGUUCAGAGAGCUGUUGAUGAGGAGACACCUGCAGCAGCAGCAGCAGCAGCAGCAGCAACAACAACAACAACAACAACAACAGCAACAGCAGCAACAGAUGGGAAACCACGGGCAGUUCCAGCAGCCUCAAGGACUCCAGCAGCAGCAGCAAGGUCAGCAGGGGUUCAUGCAACCUGGACAGGGACAGCCAGGGAUCCCCCCCUCCCAGCCCCAGCCUGGGGGAGGAGGCGUAGGAGGUCCCCAGCAGCAGCAGGGGGGACCACAAGGUGGGCCAGGACAGCUUGGCCAGCAGCAAGGCUACCCCAACACCAUGUCCCAGGUGGCUGCAGCGCUCCAGCAGAGGCUGCAGCAUCAGAUGCAGAUGCAACAGCAGCAGCAGCAGAAUUCAAUGGGCGGGCUCCAAGGGCAAGACGGAGGGCCCGGUGGAGGCACAGGAGGACCAGGAGGACCUCCACUCCAGCCCGGGCAAGGCGGACCAGGACAGGGGCAACAACAGCAAGGUGGGGUAGGUGGAGGGGGUGGCGGGCCCCCUCUGCAGCAGACAUCCCAAGGCAUGCUCCACCAGAACAUCCACCAGAGGCUCCUGCAGCAGCAGCAUCUAGGCGGGGGCUCUCCAGCCCAGCACAGCAGCCCCAUGAGCCCCCAACAGCAGAUGGCGCAGUCCCCCCAUCUCCAAGGACAAGGAGGACUCGGCCCAGCGGGGUCGCUCAGCAGUCAGGUCAGGUCGCCUCAGCCCUCACCGAGGCCGCAGUCGCAACCGCCACACUCCAGCCCGUCCCCACGCAUGCAGCCCUCCUCCCAACCUCAGCCCCAGCCCUCCCCUCAUCGCAUCUCCCCGCAGACCCAGACUGGCUCCCCCCAUCCAGGCCACAUAGGCCAACAUCACCCCAGCAUGGCGCCGCCCCAACCUCCACAGCCCCAGCAGCAGCAGGCGUUAUCUCAGCCGGGUAACUCCGUAGACGCCGCCCAGUUCAGCUCAGACCAGAACUCCAUCAUGUCCCAGCUGAGCGGGAUGACGGGGAUGCACGGCGUGCAGGGGGGGCAGUCGGACAUGUUGGGUGGGAAUAAUAACAGCAGCAACAACAACCAGGAGCUGGGGACGAACAUUAACCACAACAGUUUAGACCUGAUGUAGCCUUGACUCCACAACGAUGCUCUGAUCCGUCGCCCCAAAAUCACAAACUGCCACGAGAGGAGCGCAAGGCGGGACUCUGGCUUUGGGGUUUUAGAAGUUUUUAUUUUUUAUUUAAAUAUUUUUGUGAUGUAUAAAUAAGAACUGAAGCUUCCUUCCUAUGGGAGAUGCAACAUAAAUCUUAGAAGUCAAUAAAUGAAUAAAUUAAAACAAUGGUAAGUUAUUGCUGUUAAUAUAUAUCUAUAUAUUUUUGCCAAUUGUGUACAAAAAGGUGGAAGGGCAGCGUUUCAGGUUGAAGAUAUUUCUUCCUUAGUCUAUGACACAAUAUUUUUGGGGACUGAGAAUUUUGCCUUUUUAUGAAUAUUUUUAAGAUUUUAAAUGUGGCUAAAAAUUAAAGUGAGUUGACAUGAUGUACUUUUUUUUUUUUUUAAUUGUUUUCCUCCAGUCAUAAUUGUAUUUUGCAGAGAGUUAUUUUAUUUCAUUUUUUUCCCCUCAAUGGAUUGUAAUACAAGCAUCAACAUAUCUUCUGUUACAGGAAUCUUUUUCUGGACACAGCAAUGUACAUUUUUACAGCGACUGCAACAAUUCACAUAUAUAGAAUUUAUUUUAUAGGCGGGUGGAAGGGUGCGUUCAAUGCAGUUUUGAGUUUUCCUAGAUGUUUUGUUUUGACAGGGUUUAUAGGUUAAAACCUCAACAGUGUUUUUGGGGAGUGGGUGACACUGACCGUGGUAUUUUUGUGCAGAACAAAUCCUUCCACCCUCGGUCCACUUCUCCGUUCUCCUAUGAAUGUGCGCACCUUCUCCCCCCCCCCGCAGAUUACGGAGGGAUGAACUGUUGAUGUCUGAUCGUCCGGCUGUCGGAGGGCGUUGUUGCGCUUCUGCGUCGAGCCAGCAGAUGUUAAAACGUCGUGCGUGUACAUAUAUUACAAGUUUAUGAACUGUGACUUGGAGAUACAGUUUUUUUGGGGCUGCAGAGGUUUAAUCCUGCCUGUAUCCUCAAGCCCCACCCCCAGCGGUUUCCCUUUCUUUCCCUCAUGGCUGCCCCUCAGCCACAAGAUUUAAUUCAAUGUUAGUACUGUACAAAGUAAGAAAUGGUGGACUUAGAUACUGUUUUUGUAAUGAAAGUGAAAGAUGUAAAAAAAAAAAAAAAAAAAAAAUACUGUACAUAAAACGUUAUGAGCAGAGAAAUUAUUUUCUGCUGCUUGUUCCCCUUCUUGUUCGAUUGGAUAUUUGCUGUAUCUGUAAAAAAAAACAAAAAACAAAAAAAACAAAAAAAAAAAAAAACUACAAAAGUACUCCUGAGCUACUGUACAGUGUUGUUUUCUAAAAAGGUACAGUAUGGGGUGUCGUGGGUCACAAGCACCAAUGCGCCUUUUUCUGUGUAUUUUUGACAAGGUUUUUUCGGGAGGGAGGGGUUAUCGCAACACACCUGAACAAUCUCAUACAGGAAGUCGAGCCGAGACGGGGUUGAAUCGAGGUGUGAUCUGGAAGAAAUUUGGUCAUUUAGCUUUUUACGGAGAGGACUGAAGACACAAUAUUCACAUGCUCACUAUUUUUCUCAAAAGGUUGGGCUUGCUGGGUAUGGGGGGGGGGGGGGGGGGACGCAUCAGAACCAGGUGGCAAUAUAUCUUGAGACUUAUUUUAUAAGAAAAAAAAACAAGGAAAAACUGUCUUUUAUAUAUAGAUAUAUUAUUUAAUUUUAUUUUUUGGAAAUAAAACUUGAAGCUACAGGAAUUAUUAGAUAAAAACAUGUUUUGUUUUGUAUUAAAGAUGUUAUGGUGAUGCAAAAAGACACUGCAGACAGCCGUUCAGUUUGCUCUGGGGAGGCCGUGGAGUUAUAUUAUACCAUCCUUUUUAAGAAAUGUUUCAUGUACAUGAAUAUAGUUGUAAAACAUACUGAAUCACUGUACAAACUGAUGGCAACUGAACAAAUAGUUUUGUUUUAAUCAUUUCUUCUCCGAAACAGAGACUGGAAAUAAGACUAUUUAAAUAUUUGUUUAGUAUUCAAAUGGAAUCUUUGACCACUUUUUUUCGUUCCUCUUGUUAACAAUUUUGGUGCUUGCUGAGAGAAAGCAAAAAUAACUGUUGCUCCAUUUUCAUUAGUUUCUUUUUUUUUUUUAAGUUAUUUUGGUGGUCUGAUUGUUUUUUUGCCAAUAAAUUAAUUGUACAAUAAAGUAUGUUUGUACCAUUGGAAAAA